Diatraea saccharalis (sugarcane borer) is the source of this 3267-nucleotide messenger RNA. The record is from the annotation of a GenBank genome assembly. Lineage: Eukaryota; Metazoa; Arthropoda; Insecta; Lepidoptera; Crambidae.
ACGGCAUGUGAUUGCUUAUCGCGUUAACACGCUCAGUCGUCCGUAUUCAUUUAUUGGUGUGAGCUGUGCAAUUAGCUAGCGCUAACUGCUGUGAUGGACUAUGAAUGAAUUGUGAACUUAAUGUUAAUUGAUGCGAAAAACAGUUGUUCUGGCUCUAUCGAGAUGACGAGGUCCACGUAUAGACCGCUCGUGCCAAGAACCUCCAACAAUUCUUUGCAGAACAGACAUAUGGGGACGACGUCACCUCCCGGCGAGCCGUUAGUAAGGGCCCCGGUGGGUAAACCACGAUAUCCACCAGCGAUCUCGCGGUUACGAGUCGAGAAAGUGGAGGGCGGACUGGCCGUGGCGGGCGUGGUGGUCGCCGCCAACUGCCAGAUCAUUCUACCAAUAUUCGGAUUCCUGUUUAUGCUCGUCGGAUGCGUUCUAACUGCUGCCUCGUAUCGCGGUUGCGGUGAGAAUGAAGAACCGGAUCAUUACGCGGCCCGCAUCGCGUUCACUGGCAACUCCCGCGUGCUGGGACCAGUCUGCAUCGUUGCCGGCGCAUUAAUGACCCUUGCAGGCAUUGUGUUAUGUAUGCUCAUGCGCGCUGCGCAGCGGCGGCAGCGCAGGCUCGCCUUCCACUGCCCCAUCCACGGUGACUUCUAUCCCCUCAGUCCACAGAACAGUAGAAAAUACUCUCGCAGUCCGUCAGGCGCGUGGCGCUGGGUAGUGGGCUGGCUGGGCAUGGCCGAGGAGGGCGAGGCGCCGCGCUGCCCGCGCUCCGCCGAGCCAGCCUCACCCGCGCGCGCCGACGCGCCUUGCCCGCCGCCGCUGCCCUUCCUAGUGCCAUCUGAUUCCGUUGUAGGAAUGGCUUCCGUGCUGGGGGCACCGCUUAGCCCAGAGCAAACGUUUGGAUCCAUUAAAUCUCUAGCGAUAUCUAGGGAAGUGGCGAGCUUCCCGCUAUCACGUUCACCGACCCCGCCUCCGCUCAGCUGUCCGCCAUUCAAAGAAGAUUCGAAAUGCGCUGAAAACAACAUCCCGAACGCUAUAUCACGUCCAGACUUCGACUGCGGAACACCAUCUUGCAAUUACAGAGUGGUAGAGUGUAAAAUAACUAGUACGGACGAGACAUCUCGAAUUACGUCCAAUGCCGAACCAUACGUACACAAAGUCCAAGAUAAACAAGUAGUGACACCAGUGACACCGAACACAAUUUCUAUCACAAUACCAGACGAAGGAAAAGGUUAAUUUCGCCGAUAAGUGAUAUGUAAGACUAUGUAGAAGAAUAAUAUUGAAAGAAAGUGAUCGUUGCGCUGUUUUGUGAAAAAACCGAAGAAUGUGAUCGAACACGUUGAAUAUUUCUGUCAUGUAAUAAUACUAUACAUAAAUCGAAACCUUAAUUCACAUAUAAAAAGGCGCUUCAAAUUUUUUUAAAUAUCUGCUCAAACAAUCACAUUCGUCUUCCGCUGGCGCUCACUUAUUCGAACACCCGACAAAAUUAAAAGUAGAAUUUAGUUAGUUUAGUUAAUGAAAUGUUGCUUUUCAUUUUCAUGAAGCGUGACUUCAGUUAUAUAUAAGGUGCAAUAAAUUUAUGAUAGGAAUAUCGUCGUUUUUUUUUAAAUAUUGGCAAUAAAUUGCACCAAAUAUUGUGUGCGUGAUCGUUGAAAUGUUAGAUUUUAGUAAAAAAAUGUAUUAGCGUAUUCUGUGACUAUUGUUUGAAAAGCAUUUUGUUUCAUGGACUUUCAUUUUGUCAAUGUAAAGCGCAUUAUACAUUCUAGUCGUUUUGGUCUAUAGCAAAUUGAUAAUUUGAUAUCUAUUAUUAUAACUCAUGUUUAUGCGUGGUAGAAAAGUAUAAUAUUGGCUCAGUAGGAUAAUCGUUCCUCAUUAUAUUAAUAUACUAUCUAUUUUAAGAAAUUGUCCAUUACAAUCAUUUCUAUGUUAAGUAUUUUAAUUACGCAUUAGAGCAGUGUUUCUUAGACCUGUCUGCGGACCCCUCUGGGAAUUUCAUCCAUGGAUUACCUAAUAAUUAUUUAUAUAUAGUAUAAAAUAACCUACACAACAUAUUUUAAUGUCGUUUUUGUGAAUAUACAGUAAUUCAAAACGAAAGUUUAUGUGUAGCAGUAAUAAAUAAAUGCCAUUAUGGGCCCACACUUCGAAUAAUUUAGGUUCAAUUAUUACAAUUUAGGGACAAAGUGGAUUCUUUAAGCAUUUUUCAUUAAGAAUAUUUUGUUUGUUCAGUUGUUUUUUUUUAUCAACUAAAAUUUUUGGGGUCCAUGGAUUUAAAAAAAAAAGAUACACUGCAUUAGAGUAUUCUAGAUAUAGUUCCGAGAUGUGAUAUUUUUCUUUAUUUUAACAUUGUUGACUUGUACAAUAUUCAUUUCGUAGUUAUUCAAAAUUCAGUCCAAGAUAAUGUCGCACCCGCCACAAUCGUAUCCAAAUGAGGCACAUUAGCCUAUUUAACUUAAAUCUGAUGUAAGCAAAAAUAAACAGGGCAAAAAGAUUACAUACCUACCCUAGUUUUAAUAAACCCCUAACAUAUCAUUAGCGUUCCACUUGCGACUAAUUGUUGGGGGGCAGAUAUAUUGGAUUGAAAAGAUAUCGUGAGCAAAAUUGAAAUCUUCUUCCAUGACUAUACUUAACGUUUUUAUCAUUUUAUAUCCGUAUUAUAUAAAAGUUCUAAGUAACACAUACUUUACAAAAAUACCUGUCUUCGAUUGAUUUUGUAUUCUACCUUAAAUACAAGAAUUUUGAUAGUUUUAAAUAAGCAUUAGCUUAUCAGUGCUAGGCCUCAGUCAUCUGAAUCCUCUAAAGUUAUUAAAUUCUAUGAUUGUAUACACUGGAUUUCAUAUCUACUCAAAAUAUCCUAACUUCAUUUGUCACCUGUUUAUCGUUUGAUGGACGAGCCAAAAGAAAUUGCCAAAAUAUCGUAUUGAUUACAUCCAUUGGUUUUAAAUUUCAUUUGCAUAAUACUUACUUUCUAUUUUGAGCUCAGAAAAGACAAUCUAGUAAGCGAAGAGUAGGCAAUGUUGUUUAUAGUUCACGUUUAUUAAGAAUAUGCGUAAGGUACCUACUAUAAAUAUAGGAAUUACAUUAUCAAUUUAUAAGUUUUGUGAUGAAGGCAUUUAUUGGCCAAGUAGGUAUUUGAAAUUGUAAGGAAUGUAAUUUAUUAUAAUCUAUAGUUAAGUGCCACGCCUAAAAUAAUCUAUAGUAAAUAAUUAUAUACAUAAUUAGAUUUAAGCUUAUUUAAUACUGUUAUAGUUUUAAGAAAAUCAAAAUACAAAUUUGAGA